AUGUCGAGCUUUUACGACCUAGCACCAUUAAACAAAAAGGGAGAACCUUUCUCAUUCAGUCAGUUGAAGGGGAAGGUCGUUUUGAUUGUGAAUGUAGCCUCAGAAUGUGGGUUUACUCCUCAAUACAAAGAGUUGGAGGAACUUUAUAAGAAGCACAAGGAAGCGGGACUUGAAAUUAUUGGAUUCCCUUGCAACCAAUUUGGGCAUCAAGAACAAGGAACAGAUGAGGAGAUCGGUCAGUUCUGUAAAUUGAACUAUGGAGUAACUUUCCCAAUUUUGAAGAAAAUUAAUGUCAAUGGGGCAGAGGCCGACCCUGUGUACGAGUAUUUGAAGUCCCAGAAGUCAGGUAUUAUGGGUUUCAAGGGUAUUAAGUGGAAUUUUGAAAAGUUUUUGGUAGACAGGAACGGUAAGGUCCACGAUAGAUACUCCUCAUUGACCAAGCCUCACUCUAUUGAAAAUACUAUCGUUUCCUUAUUGAAUGAGAAGGCCGCUUUAUAA
Messenger RNA from Eremothecium cymbalariae DBVPG#7215, 498 nucleotides. RefSeq names its product glutathione peroxidase GPX2 (gene GPX2). The record is from RefSeq and is a predicted model, not a curated record. The coding region runs from base 1 to 498 and encodes 165 amino acids. NCBI's taxonomy places the organism in Eukaryota, Fungi, Ascomycota, Saccharomycetes, Saccharomycetales, Saccharomycetaceae. The transcript has a single exon. Gene Ontology annotation, molecular function: glutathione peroxidase activity. Gene Ontology annotation, biological process: response to oxidative stress.